UAUCUAGGUCAUCUUGCUAAUAAACAUACUUCCAAUGUCAGCUUGUCGAAUCUUUCGCUCUCCAUUCUUUCACUCCCUCCGUCACUCCGCCUCGACGGUCGCAGUGCGCCCUGAGUUUCUCACGUCUUCCUCCUCCUUGUAUGUCAAUCCACGCCAGCACGUCCUAGGCACCGACUGCAUUACGCAGACCAUUCCCGGCUCGGCCAUAGCAGGCAUCAGUGAUGAAAAAGUACUAGCACUUUUCACCGGUGGCUUUUUUGGUGGCUUCGUGUUUGCAUUCGAGUGGCUACUUCUGACGGCCGGAGGGGGUAGGAUUUUACCAGUGGAAUUUACAGGUUUUCCAAGAGAUACCUACACAACCCAUGCCAUAUGGAGGCAUCCAGAUCUCUCCGACUAUCAUCUCCACCCCGUCGGCACCUGCUUGGUUGGCUCUUUCAUGAUUCUUGAUCAGCAUAUUGCAUCCGAAUCUGAGAUGGACAACACUGGCCAAAGUGCCAGCUGGGUAGACUACGGCUUCGGUUCGGAUAAAUCCUCAUUCGCAGGUUGCCACCGAAUCCAAAUUACUCGGAUCGCAGAAAAAAGGAGACGAGAUAGCUUCAAGCCCGACACAGCCAUGGAAGACCAGGUUCAAAUUGAGCUCCAGUCUUUUCAAUGUAAUCCCCAGAAAGAUGUGAUCUUCGGGCCGGAGAUAUUCAGACAAUUCCAUUACCUGUAUGCGAAAAUGCUGUUCGCCAACGGAAUGCAAUCUAUCCUAUCACGGCAGGCCUAAUCUCUACCCUUAAGGCUGGCCAGAUGAAAGAGUCAGACUAAUUUGUGGGGUGUGUGAAUUUGGUCUUUUUGUACAAUACUGUCAGAUACCAUGAACUAAUGUAUUUUCCUUUACCUCUC
Messenger RNA from Aspergillus homomorphus CBS 101889, 888 nucleotides. RefSeq lists its product as uncharacterized. Bases 35 to 769 code for a protein of 244 amino acids. NCBI's taxonomy places the organism in Eukaryota, Fungi, Ascomycota, Eurotiomycetes, Eurotiales, Aspergillaceae. The record is from RefSeq and is a predicted model, not a curated record. The transcript is spliced from 2 exons.